Messenger RNA from Aspergillus steynii IBT 23096, 1446 nucleotides. Its product is annotated as flavin monoamine oxidase family protein. Gene Ontology annotation, molecular function: polyamine oxidase activity; L-amino-acid oxidase activity. The record is from RefSeq and is a predicted model, not a curated record. Gene Ontology annotation, biological process: amino acid catabolic process. The transcript has 5 exons. The annotation marks the transcript as partial. NCBI's taxonomy places the organism in Eukaryota, Fungi, Ascomycota, Eurotiomycetes, Eurotiales, Aspergillaceae.
AUGCUGCUUGACUCGUUGUAUCCGCUGAUCACGUAUGAGAUUGUCGAGUCGAGUGACAGGAUCGGGGGGAGAGCGUUCACGUAUUGGUUUCCGAGGGACGCCAUCUCGGCGUGGGUUUGGGGGGAGUAUUAUGAUGUCGGGGCGAUGCGGUUUCCAGAUGUAUGUCUUCUGUAUUUGGUUUUCCGACUCUUCCGACACCUCGAUAUUACCGAAGACAACGGACUGCUCAUCCCCUAUUAUCUUCAGGGCCAGAACUGCCCCCAGAGAUACAACGGCAUCAGCUACGUCCCCCGACCAGACGGACCCAAGGAUCCGUUCCAUUUCAGCGUGUCGAACCAUGGCUUGGUCCCUGAUGCAACCGUGAACGAGGGAACUGAAACCAUCCUUGACGAUGCGUUCGGCUACUACAAGCACCAACUCCGUCGAAACUUCGAACAAGGACUGCACGCCCUCAUGAGAGUCGACCAAUUCACCACCCGCGACUACAUCCGCCAAGUCAUGAAUUACGACUUCUACUCCGUCCAAUACCUCGAAACCACAUCCAGCGCCACCGGCCGCUACGAGCAAGCCUUCACCGAAAGCGUCCUGGACAGCUUCGUCUUCGACUUCCCCGACUCGCGUCCCACCAGCUGGUUCUGCAUCAAAGGCGGCGCCUCCAUCAUCACCGACAAACUGACCGACCGCAUCCGCCACAAACCACUCCUCCAGACGCGAGUCACAGCCAUCGAACACAACCCUCACUCUGCCUCCCCCAUGACCCUCAAACUCACCACCCCCGACCACCCCGACCACCCCGACCACCCCGACCUGCACACCAAAUCCUACGACGCCGUCUUCGCCACCCCAACCCUCCCCUGCCUGCAGCGCAUCGAUCUCUCGCGCGCCGGCCUCUCCCGCGCCCAGACCGACGCCAUCCGCGCCAUCCACUACGACUCCUCCACCAAGGUCGCCGUCGAAUUCGCCUCCCCCUGGUGGAUCUCCCUCUGCGGCAUCUCGCGCGGCGGGUACGCAGCCACCGACCUGCCCCUGCGCACCUGCAUCUACCCAUCCUACGUGACCGAGGACAUCCGACCCGCCACCCUGCUCUGCUCAUACACCUUCGCACGAGACGCCCAGCGCAUCGCCCCGCUAACCCAGGACCCAUCCCAACUCAAAUCCCUCGUCCUGCACGACCUCGCCCUCCUGCAUUACCAGUCCGCGGGGCUGUCCUUCGCCGAGAUAAAAGCCCUCCUCGCGCGGGAGUUCAUGGCCAUGCAUGCGUACGACUGGGCCCGGGACCCGAACGCGUCUGGCGCCUUUGCGCUGUACGGGCCGGGUCAGUUUGCGAAUUAUUAUCCGGAGUUGGUGAGCCCUGCGGCUGGCGGGAGGCUGUUUCUAGUCGGGGAGGCGUGCAGUGCGCAUCAUGCGUGGAUUGCCGGGUCCCUGGAUAGUGCGUAUCGCGCGUUG